Messenger RNA from Priceomyces carsonii, 342 nucleotides. RefSeq lists its product as uncharacterized. NCBI's taxonomy places the organism in Eukaryota, Fungi, Ascomycota, Pichiomycetes, Serinales, Debaryomycetaceae. Bases 1 to 342 code for a protein of 113 amino acids. The transcript has a single exon. The record is from RefSeq and is a predicted model, not a curated record.
AUGGCGUUACAAUUGAAAAAGAAUCGCACAUCAAUAAAGCUCACAGUUGCCUCUAGUGCUUUCGUGAUCGGGGCCACAUAUCUCGUCUUCAGAACAUUCCCUCAUUUAAGGACAUCGAUUUAUGAUUAUGUGACUGGGAAGAAGCCAGAGUUCGAAGACGAUAAUGAGCCUAUUGAGUUGAGAGAAUCUGAUCAAGCACUGUCAGAAGGUUCUUUUAGUGAUAGUAGCGUAGUGGAUAUCACUCAAUGGUCCGACGAUAAUUUAAAAAGUUGGUUAAGCGAAGUAAGUAUAUUUUGUGGAUUUUUAUCUACUAGCAUGCAUCACUUGACAAUCUUGGUCUAA